AUGUUUAAUUUACCCGGUGGAUUGUUUGGCGCUGCUACACCUGCGGCUACGUCAACUGCUUCUACUGGAUUGACCUUCGGACAGCCGGCGACAAAACCAACGACUGGAGGCUUAUUUGGGGCUCCUACAUCAGCUGCUACGUCAGCUCCUUUAACACAAAGUAAGUUUGUUUUCAAAGAUGCGACAAUUUAUUGCAAGAUUUUAGGAAUUCUAGUGAAAUAUUAUUCUUUAACUUUCAGGUUUGUUUGGAACGCCACAAACGUUUCGACCUGCCGCUAGUCUUACGUUAGGUCAGCCAACAGCAAAACCUGCUACUGGAGGUUUGUUUGGAGCACCUACGUCAGCGGCUACAACGACUGCUGCUACAGGUUUGACUUUUGGACAGCCAGCAGCCGGUGGAUUGUUUGGCGCUGCUACACCUGCGGCUACGUCAACUGCUUCUACCGGAUUGACCUUCGGACAGCCGGCGACAAAACCAGCGACUGGAGGCUUAUUUGGGGCUCCUACAUCAGCUGCUACGCCAGCUCCUUUAACACAAAGUAAGUUUGUUUUUAAAGAUGCGACUAUUUAUUGCAAGAUUUUAGGAAUUCUAGUGAAAUAUUAUUCUUUAACUUUCAGGUUUGUUUGGAACGCCACAAACGUCUCAACCUGCCGCUAGUCUUACGUUAGGUCAGCCAACAGCAAAACCUGCUACUGGGGGUUUGUUUGGAGCACCUACGUCAGCGGCUACAACGACUGCUGCUACAGGUUUGACUUUUGGACAGCCAGCAGCGAAGCCAGCAGCCGGUGGAUUGUUUGGCGCUGCUACACCUGCGGCUACGUCAACUGCUUCUACUGGAUUGACCUUCGGACAGCCGGCGACAAAACCAGCGACUGGAGGCUUAUUUGGGGCUCCUACAUCAGCUGCUACGUCAGCUCCUUUAACACAAAGUAAGUUUGUUUUUAAAGAUGCGACAAUUUAUUGCAAGAUUUUAGGAAUUCUAGCAAAAUAUUAUUCUUUAACUUUCAGGUUUGUUUGGAACGCCACAAACGUCUCAACCUGCCGCUAGUCUAGGUCAGCCAGCAACAAAACCUGCUACUGGGGGUUUGUUUGGAGCACCUACGUCAGCGGCUACAACGACUGCUGCUACAGGUUUGACUUUUGGACAGCCAGCAGCGAAGCCAGCAGCCGGUGGAUUGUUUGGCGCUGCUACACCUGCGGCUACGUCAACUGCUUCUACUGGAUUGACCUUCGGACAGCCGGCGACAAAACCAGCGACUGGAGGCUUAUUUGGGGCUCCUACAUCAGCUGCUACGCCAGCUCCUUUAACACAAAGUAAGUUUGUUUUUAAAGAUGCGACUAUUUAUUGCAAGAUUUUAGGAAUUCUAGUGAAAUAUUAUUCUUUAACUUUCAGGUUUGUUUGGAACGCCACAAACGUCUCAACCUGCCGCUAGUCUUACGUUAGGUCAGCCAACAGCAAAACCUGCUACUGGGGGUUUGUUUGGAGCACCUACGUCAGCGGCUACAUCAACUGCUGCCACUGGGGUGACCUUAGGACAACCGACGACAAAACCCGCGACUGGCGGACUGUUUGGUGCUGCUACACCUGCUGCUACGACGACUUUGGCAGCUCCAAAGCCGGCGGACCCGGUUCAAGGGCUUGCAGGAAAACUGAAGUUUAAUGAUUUGGAUGGAUUGUUGAACAAGUUGUCAAUUGAUCUUCAAGAACAAGACAAUAGAUUCCAGGAGUUGCUACGUCAAGUGAACCAACAAGAUCUUAUGCUUUAUGAACGACAAGGAAAGGUAGAUAAUUUGAAAUUGUUACAUGGAUUUAGGGGGGGGGAGUUCUAUUUUUUCUAAUCUUUUUUUUGGAUUUAAAAAUGUUUCGCUUUCGUGAAUACUUAUUAAAAUUCAUAUUACAGUUGGACGAUGUGUUGAAAGAGUUGGAUAAUCUUGAGAAAGACCAUUUCCGCUUCACAACUCACGUUGAAAUGCUGGAAGAACAACAGAACGAUGCCAGGAAGUUCAUCGAACAAAUGGAGAAACAACUCGGUUUGCCAGCUUUCAACGAUCCUCAACAACCUGGUCCAGCUAGCAAUUUGAAUGUGGAUGUCAGAAGAGCUGCUUUGUAAGUUUUAAAUGACAAAUAUUUGUAUUGGUUUUGUCGUUAAUUUUGAUAAAUUUAACUUAUAAGCUUAUGCUAAAAGAUUUGCAAAUAUUUCUUUUGUUAAAGCUUUAAAAGUUUCUCAUUAUAAUUUUUUUCAGGCUGCAAUUACUCCUCGAGACCGAUAUUGCUGCCAAACAACUUGAUAAUGAAGUUGAAGAUGCUACCCAACGCCUGAACGACGUCAGAAACAUCAAAGACAAGGUCCACAAGAACACUGAUGGCCAGAGCGAUCUAGAACAACUACAACAAAUCCUGUCACAUCAGAUGCAAGCCAUCUUACACUUGGAACAGGAAUGCGACGACAUGUCUAAACGGCUAACGACCGUUCGAUCAAAGAAUUAA
Molecule: messenger RNA, 2489 nt
Organism: Bursaphelenchus okinawaensis
Lineage: Eukaryota; Metazoa; Nematoda; Chromadorea; Rhabditida; Aphelenchoididae
Source: the annotation of a GenBank genome assembly